AUGGAAGGAACCAGUGUCAGGACGGCGAAGAAGCCACGACUUGUUUGGACAGCGGAGCUGCACUCGCGUUUUAUGAGUGCAGUCAACCAUCUAGGGGUCAAAAAUGCAGUUCCCACCACGAUCUUGAAGCUCAUGAAUGUCGAAGGCAUGACCCGGGAGAACGUGGCGAGUCAUUUGCAGAAAUACCGUCUGUAUUUGAAGAGGAUGGCUGGACUUCCGCCUGGAGCUCGACUACCUCCGGAUUUCAUGGUGUUUCAAGGGCCAAGCCAUCACGGAACACUGCAUGCAAACCCUUCAGUGUGUGGGACCGGUCCAAUGUACAUGCAAGCUGGAUCGUUCAACGGAUCACAUCCGACCAUGGUUGUGUCCGGAGCUCCAGCUGGGUAUCCCACAUCAAGUGCGAUGUAUCCUGGGACCAUUGCCAUGCGCCCUGCAACAACAAUGACCAGCGGCUCCCCCAUCCAACAAGCAUCAUGUCUACCUCGAAUGGUCAUGACGACUGCUUCACCUUCUGGCAUGCACACAAUGAUUGCCGGAUCAUCACAGUUCGCAUCUUUCUCGCCUGGUACAUCUCCACCAACGCAUCGACCUCACUCGAUGUCACUCAACUCUCUUCAUCCUGGAUCAACUGCUGUGGGGGUUCCAGUGUCCUCUGGGCUGGUGGUUCCUGGAUACCCUCCUGGAUCUGUCCCUGUGGCAACAGGGGCAUCUCCACUCCAGCCUCGCCCUCCAUCCAUGGGCAUGCCUCACUCUCCUUAUUCCAUGGGGGUUUCUCCAGUUCAAGUAUCAUCUUAUCCGCCAGGCUCCUGGGCCCAUGUUGCAACAAGCAUGGGCUACCGUCCGUCCACAGGGCCUGGUUCUGCAAUUCCCAUUGGUGUUCCUGCUGGCGGCAGUAUGGUGGCAGCAUCUUCUGGCAUGCAGCCAGCAUUCGGUCAUCAACAAACAUCAAUGUGGAACCCAAUGUCCUCUCAUGGGACUGUCAUGGGCUCUCCAGCUCCCAGCAUGCCGGCUCCUGUGAGCACACUGCAUCAUUCAGUCUCCAUGCCGCAGUUACCAAUUGCUUCAACAGCUCAAGCUGCUGGUCAAGAUGCAAAUGGAGUCAACCAGACGGGCCUGAUCAGCGAAACCCUCAUCGACAUCACCCCCAUGCCUCCCAUGCCGGAACCCACAGUGGGACCCCUAGAUCCCAAGUGCAGCGAGGAGGGGUUGAUUGUGUGUGACAGGGAGCGGAUAGAGGGGCAGCAGGGCGUGAGCCUGGACGAGCUGAUUGCGAAUUGGACCAAGAUUGCCAAGGAUGUGGACAAGGAGGGCGUUGGGACCAUGUUCGCCGCUAUGGAUAAGUUUGCUGCUCUGGCUGAAGAAGCAAGACCGCUGCUGGAAAAGGUGAACGCGCUGAUGACGGACAUAGAGCCCAUGCUGCAGGACGUGCGCGAGGGCGACCUCCUGAAGAACCUCGAGCAGCUCACCAAGGUGGCCUCUGAAGCCGCCUCCGACCUCAGGCAGCUGAACAGCUCCAUUCUGACCAAGGAGAACACAGAGCUGCUGCGGCAGUCAGUGUCCACACUCACAAAGACGCUCAAGCACGUGGAGGGCAUCAGUGCUGACAUCAGCAGCCUCACUGGCGACCCAAGCACGCGGGACCACCUGAGGCAAAUCAUUGAGUCCCUCAGCACGAUGACGAGACGCAUACUACUUCUGGUUCUAGCUACACUUGUAGCAUCAUGUCUCACAGUCGACGCGCAACAAACACAGUUACCUCCCGUACCCACCCAGGUCACCUCACAGCAGUCUCACCGGCACCUGCGGCCGCUACCGCUGAACCCAUCUCAAAAGCGCGCGCUUUCUCAGCUGCACGUCCGCGCACCCCGAGCCGCCAAAAUCAUUCUGAACCGCUUGAAAGGCCGUCAGAUCCCCGCUACGACUGUCACCCAACAAACGCACGAAAUCUCUAGCUCCCUCCAAUCCGCCGCCUCCCGAGCGCUUUCCGUUUUCCAAUCAGAUCUCUCGUUUGACUCCUCCGCGCAUCCCUCCGCUCAACCCUCCGCGCAACCCUCCGCGCAGCCCGCCUCCGUCCUCUCCAUCCUCUCUCGCUUCCUCUCCGCCCUGCGCCCCGCGGACCUCUCCGCCGGCGCAAGCAGCCGCCGCGUGCUGCGCCGACACCCCAUCGGGUCGGGCCACCGCACGGGCGGGCAUCAUGGGCCGUACGGUGGGCACCACGGCCUGUCCGGCGGGCAUCACGGGCCGUACGGCGGUCAUCACGGGCCGUACGGUGGGCAUCAUGGGCCUACUGGCGGGCAUCACGGCAAGGCGAAGUGGGAGAAGAUGCAGAGGAAACGCGCCGCGAAUGACGGACUGAAGAUCGGGUCGACUAAAAGCACAAAUGAUAUCAGCGGGUCGCUCUCGGGGGAUUUCGGCUCGGGGUCCGGUUUGGGGUCUGGAUCGGGUUCGAAUUCCGGUACGGACGUUUCGUCGACUUUCUCCGUGACCGAUUUCGGCGCUGAUGGCGGCGGCUCGAGCGACAACUCGAAGGCCUUCGCAGCGGCAUUCGAGGCGGCAUGCAAGGAGGCGAAAUCGUCCGACAAAAAAACAGGAGUUGUUGUUCCGUCGGGAAAGACGUUCCUGGUCAAGCCCGUUAUUUUUGAGGGGCCGUGCGGGCCGGGCGUUCAGUUCGCACUCGACGGAACCAUCCUGGGGCCUUCCGAUCCCGGGCAGUCCAAAAACCCCGAUUCGGGCACGUACGGUAUACUGGAAUUCCGCAGUAUCCCUGGUUUGGAGAUCGUGGGCGGCGGGCUGAUCGACGGGCAGGCGGCGGCGGAGUGGUGGAAGAAGGGCGGCGACGAGCGGCCGCAGAACAUCGUGAUUGUCCAGUGCCACGGCGUGCUGGUUACCGGCAUCACGUCCAACCGCCCCGUUCCCCGUUUCGUUUCGAGUAGAACCGAGUCCUCACCAGUUCCCCUCACCUCUUUCCGCUCCCUUCCCUCCUCCGACGCGACUGUUCUUACCAGGGACUCUGCGUUCAAGCAUCUGUUCUUUUACGAAAACAACGGCGUGACUGUACGCGGCGUGACUACACUGAGUCCCGAGGAGAGCCCGAACACGGACAGCCUGCAUUUGUCGUACGUGCAAGACGCGCUCAUCGAGAACUGCGAGUUUUCGAGCGGCGACGACAACGUGGCGAUCAUCAACGGCACGUCGCGCGUGCUCAUUCAAAACAUCGUCGGCAACUCCGGGCACGGAAUCAGCAUCGGAAGCCUGGGCAAAGAUAAAGACGUUAGCUGCGUUACAGACAUAACAGUUCGCAAGUCCAUCCUUCGCAACACCGCCAACGGGCUUCGCAUAAAGACGUGGCAGGGUGGCAAGGGAUCAGCCAGGGGAAUUCAUUUCGAGGAUAUGGUUCUGGAAAAUGUGGAUAACCCUAUUCGCAUCGACCAGUUUUAUUGCGACAGCGAGCCGUCUCAUUCAUGCGGCACUGCCGGGAAUGCUGUAGCGAUUGCGGACGUCACGUUUAAAAACGUUAAAGGGACGACUUCUAAAGGGGAAGGGAUCAAGAUUGACUGCUCCGAUACAGUCCCUUGCAACAACAUCCUUUUAUCAGACAUCAACAUUCAGCCAGUCGACGGGGGGGAGCCGUUGCAGCCGUUUCUCAAUAGCGCGUAUGUGAGUAUAGAGGGGGCGGUUGUGCCAGAACUGAAGGACGUGAACAGCCCGAGCUCGGGGCUACUUUCAGCAGUGAAGGAGAUGGAAGGGUACUGCUAA
Closterium sp. Yama58-4 is the source of this 3756-nucleotide messenger RNA. The record is from the annotation of a GenBank genome assembly. NCBI's taxonomy places the organism in Eukaryota, Viridiplantae, Streptophyta, Zygnematophyceae, Desmidiales, Closteriaceae.